Abrus precatorius (Indian licorice) is the source of this 849-nucleotide messenger RNA. Its product is annotated as strigolactone esterase D14-like. The record is from RefSeq and is a predicted model, not a curated record. The transcript has 2 exons. Bases 28 to 849 code for a protein of 273 amino acids. Lineage: Eukaryota; Viridiplantae; Streptophyta; Magnoliopsida; Fabales; Fabaceae.
GUUGGUUAACUUGGGCAACGACCAAACAUGGGAACAACAUGUGGUUAUGGAGGAGGCAUGGCUUGUGCCCUAAAUGCUAAUUUUUAUGGAAAUGGAACCCAAACUUUGGUCCUAUCUCACGGAUUUGGCACAGACCAAACAGUGUGGCAUUAUCUUAUUCCCUUCCUUGCAUGCUACUUCAAGGUGUUGGUUUUCGAUCUGGCUUUCACCCCAAAUGUAAAUUCCACCCUUUAUGAUUCAAAAAAGUACUCAAAUUUCGAUGGAUAUGCUCAUGACUUGGUGAGUCUUCUUGAUGAGCUCAAUUUGAAUAAAACUAUAUACGUGGGUCACUCUAUGUCAGCCAUGAUUGGAUGCAUAGCUGCAACAAGGAAACCACAACUCUUUGAACAUCUAGUCCUAUUGGGUGGUUCUCCAAGAUACCAGAAUGAAGAAGGAUACGAAGGAGGGUUCAAUGAGCCAAAAUUAGACGAAAUCUUUGAAUCAAUAAGCAAAAACUUUUCUAAAUGGGCUCAUAGCUUUGCUCCAGAUGCUGUUGGUGUCAACAAUCCUUCCGCGGUUUCUGAAUUUGAACACAGUCUACUAAGAAUGAACCCAAGUAUUGCAUUAGAAGUUGCUAAAACAAUAUUUUUAAGUGAUCUCAGAACGAUUCUGCCACAAGUUCAUGUGCCUUGCACGAUAAUUCAGACCAAAAACGACACAAUUGUUCCCGUAUCUGUUGCUUCUUACAUGAAGAAAAAUUUGGGUACUCAUUCCGAAGUCAAAAUUCUACAAACACAAGGCCAUUUUCCUCAGCUUACAGCUUAUUGUUUGUUGUUGAAAGUUCUUAGGGAUUCAUUGUUUGUGAAGUGA